Rasamsonia emersonii CBS 393.64 is the source of this 1413-nucleotide messenger RNA. RefSeq lists its product as uncharacterized. The coding region runs from base 1 to 1413 and encodes 470 amino acids. Lineage: Eukaryota; Fungi; Ascomycota; Eurotiomycetes; Eurotiales; Trichocomaceae. The record is from RefSeq and is a predicted model, not a curated record. The transcript is spliced from 4 exons. Gene Ontology annotation, cellular component: cytoplasm.
AUGCCGGGAUACGCGGACCACUGGGGCCACGGAUCGUCGGAGGACAUACUCGAAAACUCCACCAAGAGGCUUCCGUGCAAGCUUGGAAUAGUCUCACGCUCUGUCAGAAAGAAAUCGAUUGAGAUGGUUCCAGGUGCCGUCAGCACCUCAGAUGAGAUCCAGAAGCCAUUAUUGCAGGCAAGAGCUAAAAGAACCGGCGAAUGCCUACUUUUCGGCCUCUCUGCCUGUCUCCAACGGAAGCGUGUCUUGGCAAGCAGCACCGGUUACCAGUCCUUUCAUCAUCUGUCGAUUACAUUGACAGCGGACUGUAGCUGUCAUCGAAGUCAGCGAUGCCAGCCUAAGGCGACCAGGCGCCAACCGAGCGAACAUUCAGGCAGCUGCUCCAGGGACGUAGAAGAGUCAUCGAGUCUAGGCUCUGCGGCGGCAAACCGUGGGCUCGGGCAGGUGAUUUGCGCCGGUUGCGGCUGCCUGCGGACGACUAAGCCGUUUCGGGGCAACGCUUUGCCCGAGUGGGAGCGCAGCCGGUGGAGCGUGCAUCGCCAGUCGCCAUCAACGCCGAUAAGGCUUGGGUACGCAAGCACUCCAUCCACGUCAUUCGACUCCGCUGCAUCAGAGCCUACUCAAUCUGUGGAGGCGCGACGGGCUGCAACAGCCAUUCUUGAGCUGUUUGCCGCUGAUCAGCUUUAUCACAUUCCAACUUCAGGCCGUUGGCUACAUCCUCACCCCGCUGUACGGCCAACGCCAUCAGAAAUGGACGGCCCAGGUACCCAUUUCUACGUCGAGGAUACCAAUCCGUUCCGCAACCGUGCUGGACGUCGUCAGCGAUCCAGCACCUCUCCAGCCGCGUCUUUCGACAGGAGUUACUCCGAAUCCAGGGCUGGAAGAAUGGUCGACCAGCACAAGAAAAAAGCUUCGUGCUGCCCCCAGGAGCACCAUCAUCACCACCACCACCGCAUGUCGCGAGUGUAUCCCGACAUCAUUGACCAGCUGGACAAUGUCGGCUCUGUCCAAUAUCACCACGAAGGUCCCUAUGACGCCGUCUACCCCGAACGCAACCGGUGCAGCCUGGGAAGUCCGAUCGAAGCUCUGAAAGAAUCGAACGAAGAGACGCUCCGGGCGACCCCGAUGUACAAAAUCGUCGACAGCAUUCGACACCACCGUCCCCUGGAUGGGGUCGCCUACUACCCUCCGGGCACCACAGAUCCCGAGGGUCACACCUACCAAUACACAGAGGGAGACAACAUGAUGGCGGAAAUCGAAGGGAAUUUUGUGCGAGCCCCGGGAAUGAAAUUCACCGACGAGGAUUUCAAGAACGACCCAUUCUACCAAGACCAGCAACGCCCACCCCGACGCAUGGGGAGCCUGCGCAAGGCUCUCGGAUUCAAGGGCCGGUCCCGAAAGAACACCGCCUGA